AUGAAGCCCCGGUCGCAUUCGCUCGAUGUCGGAGCAAGUGGGUGUUCAGGAUUCGAACACCUGAGUAUUGACAGGGGUGCAGACAGCGAUACUGAGGCUGAUCAGACCGGAGCUGAAAACUGUAAUAUUGCGCGGAUGCCGCAAAGCUUCAAGAAAGCAAUAUCUAAGUCCAGCGCUUACAGUACGGAAUUACACGGCUUUCCCGGACACCAUAUUGCUGCCAGUGAUUACAGAGAAACAGAUAGAGAAAUAAAAGCCACGGUAGACUGGAGUGAAAAUGCUCACCCCGGUGACCAUGUGUGGAUUGACACGAAUGCCUCAGGUGACUUCUGCUAUGUUGGAGAGCAAGACUGCAUGGUCAGUGACCUCAAGAAAAAUGGACCGAGAAAAAAAUGCUCAGGAUGUAGAAUCGUGGUGCAUACGGCUUGUAUGGGGCAGCUCGAAAGAAUCAAUUUUAAGUGUAAACCUACAUUCCGCGAAGCUGGAAUUCGCAACUACAGGGAGCAACAGACGAUAGUUCGGCAUCACUGGGUGCACAGGAGAAGACAAGAAGGCAAAUGCAAACAGUGCGGAAAAUCAUUUCCACAGAAACUUUUUAACACAAAAGAAAUUAUAGCAAUCAGUUGCUCAUGGUGCAAGGUUGCAUAUCAUAACAAAGUGUCCUGUUUUAUGAUGCAACAAAUAGAAGAGCCCUGUACCAUGGGUAUUCAUGCGGGUGUAAUUGUUCCUCCAUCUUGGAUUAUUAGAUUACCUAAACAAAAAUUGCAGGGUUCUUUCAAAUCGGGUUCACAGCGGAAAAAGAAGAGGCCAUCAUUUAAAAGACGCUCCAUUAAAGACAGUAAACCCAAACCUUUUAUAAUUAAACCAAUUCCGGCACCACAGAUGAAACCAAUGUUGGUGUUUAUCAACCCAAAAAGUGGUGGCAACCAUGGUGCUAGGCUUCUGACCAAAUUUCAUUGGUUGUUAAAUCCACGGCAAGUGUUUGACCUUUCUCAAGGUGGUCCAAAGGAAGGUCUAGAGAUGUAUCGCAAGACACCCAACUUGAGGAUAUGGCAUCUUCAAGCUGAAAAGAAUCCUGAUGCUGAUACAGAAAGUGACCCAAUUGUAGGACAAGAGAAUCCACCACUAGAUGUUAUCAAUAACUAUUUCAGUCUUGGUGCGGAUGCCCAUGUAGCGCUUGAAUUCCAUGUUUCAAGAGAGGCCAAUCCAGCAAAGUUUGACAGUCGGUUUCGCAAUUUAAUGUUCUAUGCUAAAGCGGGUGGCAAGGAUUUUUUAAAAAGAAGCUCCAAAGAUCUCACAAAGUAUAUAACAGUAGAGUGUGAUGGAAUUGAUAUCACUCAAAAAGUGAAGGACCUCAGAAUACAUUGUCUACUCUUCCUGAAUAUUCCCAAGUAUAGUGCGGGCACUACGCCAUGGGGUAAUCCAAGCUCUGCUAGCUAUCCUCAGUUUGAGGCUCAAAGACAUGACGAUGGUUUUCUUGAAGUUCUUGGAUUCACACUUUCUUUCAAGGCUUUUAAUCAAGUUGGUGGGCAUGGAGAAAGACUGUGCCAAUGUCGGGAGGUAGUUGUGACAACGUACAAGACGCUACCGUGCCAAGUAGAUGGGGAACCAUGCAAGUUGGCACCCAGUAUUAUUAAAAUUGCAUUACGUAAUCAGGCUAAUAUGAUAAUGAAGCCAAAGAGAAGAGGUUCUAUGCCAAUUAGUAAUGAAUCAUUGGGUUAUUCUGACAGGUUACGAGUUCAAGUUAGUCGCAUUAGUAUGUACGACUAUGAGAGACUCAAUUAUGAGAAAGAAAAACUGAAAAAAGCUUUACUGUGUUGGAAACGAUUUGUGAACGCCCCAUCACUCUGCCUCUCACGCAGGCGGAGCAAUUGCAGAUCGCUAGCGCAUUAUCGUCACUUGCAGACAGUGGUAGUGAGCCCUCGUUGCUGGCUUCACCAGUCACGCCGAGAAGGGAAGUCUCCACGCCGACUGGUAUAUCAUGAUACAGCCCAUCUUAAUCACAGUGACAAAAUGCUGAUUGAUACUUCCAAAAGAGGCGAUCUUUUGAAAUUUGCAGAGCUCCAUAAAACUGGUGCAAACAUUUUCGCCACAGACCAGCACGGAAUGUCUGCCUUACACCACGCUGCUAGAUUUGGGCAUAAAGACAUUGUCAAGUACAUAAUUGAACAAUGUGAUAAAUCAAUACUGGACCUGGAAGAUCGUGAGAGAUGUCAGACUGCACUUCAUAAAGCAGCCUGGUAUCAAAGACGUACUAUCUGUCGUAUGCUGGUUGCAGCCGGGGCAUCAUUAACGAAAACCGAUUAUCAAGGAAACACUCCACGAUUACAGGCAUUGAGGGCUGAGGACACCGACCUCGCUGCAUUCCUUGAAAGUCAGGAGCACUAUCAGCUGGUCGCGACUGAAGACCAAGAGACCGCUGUAUAG
Saccoglossus kowalevskii is the source of this 2427-nucleotide messenger RNA. RefSeq names its product diacylglycerol kinase zeta-like. Gene Ontology annotation, cellular component: plasma membrane. Gene Ontology annotation, biological process: phospholipase C-activating G protein-coupled receptor signaling pathway. Gene Ontology annotation, molecular function: protein binding; ATP-dependent diacylglycerol kinase activity. The record is from RefSeq and is a predicted model, not a curated record. NCBI's taxonomy places the organism in Eukaryota, Metazoa, Hemichordata, Enteropneusta, Harrimaniidae.